CUUAUCAGGGCGAUUUCUAAAAAAGUGACAAAACUUACAAUGACAUAAAAUUUACAGUCUUACAAUCCUCAGUUGGCAAACACCAACCAACCCAAGGUCCUCCCAUCACGGAGCAUGAUUGUCAGCUGAAAUACCAAUUAAGCUCGUAAGAGCCCCAAUCACCCUGACCGCAAAUAAAAAUGCUCUACGACCUCAACAUCGCUUGGUCGCCCUCAACCAGCGCCGCCGAUCUCGAGCGCACCCUGCGCUUCAGCUCGCAACUCGGGUACAACGUCGUCGCGCUGAACCACACCCUCGACGCGCCCCUACCUUCACAACUCACCAAUCCGCUCCCCAAAUUCGCGCCCGCAAACCCUUCCUCCUCCCCCUCCACGACGCAUCCCGCCAAACAGCCGAACCAGCGCCUCCCCACCGUCCUCCGCCGCCUAACAAUCAACCUCAGCGACCCAGCGCAGAACCCCCAACUCGCGCGCGCAGCACAGCUCUACGACAUCCUCGCGGUGCGGCCGCAAACCGAAAAAGCGUUCCAAGCGGCGUGCCUGACGGUCAGCGCGACGGACAUCGGGAUCAUAUCUCUGGACCUCGCGACGCGGCUGCCGUUCUACCUGCGCCCGAAGCCGUGCAUGGCCGCCGUGAACCGGGGGCUGCGGUUCGAGAUCUGUUACGGGCGCGCGCUAGGCGAUGGGGCGGAUGCGCGGGCGAGGGCGAAUUUUAUCGGGAAUGUGGCGCAGCUUGUGCGUGCUACGAGGGGGAGGGGGUUGGUUGUUAGUAGUGAGGCGGUGGAUGUGUUGGGAUUAAGGGCGCCUGCUGAUGUGGUGAAUUUGCUGGCGGUUUGGGGAUUGCCGGCGGAGAGGGGGAUGGAGGCGUUGGGGGUGAAUCCGAGGGGGGUUGUGGUGAAUGAGGGGAUUAAGAGGAGUGGGUUUAGGGGCGUGGUGGAUAUUGUGAGUGUGGCGGAGAAGAGUGAGGCGGAGAGGGAGAGGGAGAAGGAGAAAGAGAAGGGGAAGGGGAAAGAGGCGAUGGUGAAGGAUAAUAAGAGGAAGAAUGGUGAGGGUGAGAAUGUUGGUGAGGGAGGGGAUCAACCUAUGAGUAAAAGGCAGGCUAAGAAGCUCAAAGCUGCGUUAAGGAAGAAAGAGGUAGAGGGGAAGGGGGCCUAGUCCUAAUGAUAGAAAAGGGGAUAAUGAUCUCCUUAGGCGAGACUUGCAUUCGGUGAUGGCGUUCGGUUCAAAAAGGCUGGUCAUCUGAAGAUACCCUCAUGAAUACAAUAUUUCUCGCUUUCG
Messenger RNA from Annulohypoxylon truncatum, 1277 nucleotides. RefSeq names its product PHP domain-like protein. Bases 180 to 1154 code for a protein of 324 amino acids. Gene Ontology annotation, cellular component: nucleolar ribonuclease P complex. Gene Ontology annotation, molecular function: RNA binding. Gene Ontology annotation, biological process: tRNA processing. The transcript has a single exon. The record is from RefSeq and is a predicted model, not a curated record. NCBI's taxonomy places the organism in Eukaryota, Fungi, Ascomycota, Sordariomycetes, Xylariales, Hypoxylaceae.